Messenger RNA from Hansenula anomala, 1062 nucleotides. RefSeq names its product type 1 protein phosphatase-activating protein SDS22 (gene SDS22). The record is from RefSeq and is a predicted model, not a curated record. The coding region runs from base 1 to 1062 and encodes 353 amino acids. The transcript has a single exon. NCBI's taxonomy places the organism in Eukaryota, Fungi, Ascomycota, Saccharomycetes, Phaffomycetales, Wickerhamomycetaceae. Gene Ontology annotation, molecular function: protein binding.
AUGACAACUGAUGAGCAAACUUUCAAGGAUCAGCCAGAUCCAUUGAGCCACUCAGAAGCUGAAGAUACUGAACCAGAAGAUCAAGACCAACAAGAACAACCAACCUCGGGGAUCCAAGGCCAGAUCAUACCCGAUGAGAAUCCUGAUCAAAUUGAUGCAGAUGUUGACUUAGCUAAUGAAUACCCAGAUGACUCAGAGUACAUUGAAUUGGUACAUCUAAAGAUCCGCUCUAUGGAGGACUUGAACCUAGGUCGUUUUGAAAACUUGAAAAGUUUAGUCUUGAGACAAAAUUUAUUGGAUUCUAUAUCUGAAGUGAAAUAUUUGAAUAAAGAUGUCGAAGAGUUGGAUUUUUAUGAUAAUAGAAUAAAACAUAUAAGUAGCCAUUUGAAUGAAUUGACUAAGUUGGUUAAUUUGGAUUUAAGUUUCAAUAAGAUCCGUAAUAUUAAAAAUAUUGAAAAUUUAAAAGAGUUGAAGAAUUUAUAUUUUGUUCAAAAUAAAAUUAGUGAGAUUGUCAAUUUGGAAAAUUUCACAAAGUUGAUUAAUUUGGAAUUAGGUGGUAACAGAAUCUCUAAAAUUGAAAAUUUGGAUACUUUAGUGAGUUUACAAGAAAUAUGGUUGGGGAAAAACAAAAUUUCUAAAUUGGAGAAUAUGACAAAAUUACAAAACCUAAAGAUUUUAUCUAUUCAAUCAAAUAGAUUAACCAAGAUUGAAGGUUUAGAGAAUUUAACCAAUUUAGAAGAAUUGUAUCUUUCACAUAAUGGUAUAAGCAAGAUUGAAGGAUUAGAUAAAAACUUGAAAUUGAACACGUUGGAUAUAACAUCAAACAGAAUAACAAAAUUGGAAAAUUUAUCACAUUUAAAACAAUUAACAGAUUUAUGGGCUUCAUAUAAUCAAAUCUCAUCAUUUGAAGAUGUUGAAAAAGAAUUGAAAGAUUUGAAAGAACUAGAUACUGUUUAUUUUGAAGGUAACCCAUUACAACUAACAAACCCAACAGCUUAUAGAAGAAAACUAAUAAUGUUCCUACCACAAGUCAACAAAAUUGAUGCUACAUAUGUCCGUUAA